This is a messenger RNA of Ceratitis capitata (Mediterranean fruit fly), 3210 nucleotides long. RefSeq names its product zinc finger RNA-binding protein 2 (gene Zn72D). Bases 260 to 2968 code for a protein of 902 amino acids. Gene Ontology annotation, cellular component: precatalytic spliceosome. The transcript is spliced from 7 exons. The record is from RefSeq and is a predicted model, not a curated record. Gene Ontology annotation, molecular function: zinc ion binding; double-stranded RNA binding; single-stranded RNA binding. NCBI's taxonomy places the organism in Eukaryota, Metazoa, Arthropoda, Insecta, Diptera, Tephritidae.
UAUAUAAAAUUCUCUUACCGCUGUUAUCGAUAAUUGCUUUGUGAAUUUCCGACAAUUUUUCACGACUUGUGCGGAUGUUCUUCUAAAGAAUUUAAUUAGAAAUAGCUGGAAACAGGAUUCAAUUGAAAAUACUAUAAACCUUUUGAUUUUCGAUUUCAAUUGUGAAACAGGAAAUCUUAUAGGAUUUUAGGGUUAUUCGCCGUCAAGAGCGCUAAAAAUAACCAUUACAGGUCACAUUGAUUGGUAGGAAUUGAUUAUAAUGGCUAAUAAUAAUUAUGCCGGAUUCAGUUAUGGUGGUACUCAGUACGCUGCGGGAGGUGGAUACAAUCCUGGUCAAGUUGCUUAUCCUGCUGUAACAAACGCAACCUAUGCCAAUGCUGCUGCUUAUCAAUCAGCAGCUGCUGCUGGUCAGAGUGGCUAUGCAGCUGCUGGCGCUUCUGGAGCCGGCGGCUAUGCCGGGUACGGCGACUACGGUCGCGCCAUACCCGCAUAUGACGCUUCUAAGACAUUUUAUCAACAAGCGCCAGCUAGCUACAACACUGCACCAGCAGCUACUGUUAGCAAAACCCAUUAUUCAGCUCCACCUGUAAAGAACAUCAAUAAUACAAAAGCGCCGGGAGCUAAAGACAAGACAAAUGGCGCUGUUAAAACAUCAACGGCUCCGGUAUCUACCACUGCUACACCAGUUAGCGCUUAUACUAACUAUGAGUCAGCUUUGUAUAGUGCAGCAUCAAUGUAUGUUGCUCAACAACAGCAUCAACCCGGCAGCACUAUAAAAUCGAAUGCCAAUGGGGCUGCUGGAGCUGGAUGGCAAUAUCGUGCACCGAAGGGUGCCGCAGGUGGCGCUGCCAGUGCUGCUGCCCGUCCACGAACUAAGCCUCCACCACGGCCACAACAAUUACACUACUGUGAAGUAUGCAAGAUCUCAUGCGCUGGACCUCAAACUUAUCGUGAGCAUUUGGAAGGCCAAAAACAUAAGAAACGUGAAGCAUCAUUAAAAAUGCAAGCUACUGCACAGUCUGCUACACAAAAUCGUGGUAAUAAUUAUCAUUGUGAGCUAUGUGAUGUGACUUGUACUGGUACAGAUGCGUAUGCCGCUCAUGUUCGUGGAGCAAAACAUCAAAAGGUAGUUAAACUUCAUCAGAAACUUGGAAAGCCAAUACCACCAGAUGAGCCGAAGAAGUUAUCAAAGAUUAACUUUGUCCCAGCUAGUGGUACGACCGAGACUGCUGAGAAAACUGAAACUGAAAAUACUAGCGUCACUGAAAAUGGAUAUAUUUCAGAUAACCUAGAUGAUAGUGCUGGGGCGGGAGAAAAUACCGAUAAUAUUAAACCAGUUGGUGGCGAAUAUAUUGAGGAGAUUAAGGACGACGAGGGCAAAAUUCUUAGCUUCAAUUGUAAACUGUGCGAUUGCAAAUUCAAUGAUCCAAAUGCAAAAGAGAUGCACAUGAAGGGUCGUCGUCACCGUCUUCAAUAUAAAAGGAAGGUUCAACCCGAUUUGGUUGUUGAUUUUAAGCCCACACCACGUCAAAGGCGUUUAGCUGAAGCUCGCGCUCAGAGAGCAUUGAUGCAAUCUCACCGCGGCAGCAAUGUAGGUUUCGGCGAUGAACAUGAAAAUAGUGGUGGAAUGUAUUGGGAUGAGCAACGUCGCCGGGCACAGUAUGAUGACGAAUAUGAUUACAGCAAUUGGUUGGCUCGUAGUUUUGCAGGCGCUCAGCGUGGGUUUGGUGGCCGUAUGGGCAAUGGUCCGCCACCUUUCUUUGGAAUGAUGCCUGGUGGUGGUGGUGGAAAUAUUCGCCGUCCUGAGAGUACUGAUGAUCGUCAUGCUAUUGCACGCCACGCUGAAAUUUAUCCCAAAGAGGAAGAAUUGCAAACAAUUCAACGUAUUGUUUCUCACACUGAACGUGCAUUAAAAUUCGUAUCAGAUAAACUUGCUGAGAACCCAGAUGAAAAAGGGAUUGCAGCCAAAAAGGAGAAAGUUGACAAUGCCCAAGUAAAAGAUGGUCGUGAUAAUCAGAUGUUAUCAUUUCAAAAAGAGGCUGAUAGCGGCAAUGUACGCAUUCUUAAGGGUGUAAUGCGCGUAGGAUUUUUGGCCAAAGGCCUUCUAUUACAGGGUGACAAUGCUGUCGAAUUAGUAGUUUUAUGUUCUGAAAAGCCAACUGUUGGAUUGUUGAAACGGGUAGCAGCUGAAUUACCAACCAAACUGAAGGAAGUUGCAGGUGAGAACCCCGUUGAAUAUGUGGUUGAAGUCGUAGCUCAAGACUCGGCUGUAAUUGUGCGUGACGAUGUGGUGUCUGUUAAGAUAUCGCUGACUUCGCCGUUAUUACGUGAAGCUGCACAAGAUGGUAAAAGUGAUGCUGCCAUUAACGGCGGUACUGGUGAUGCUGCACUUUUGCCACGUGAGCCAUGCCUGAGGGCAUUGGCUGAACUUCGUCAUGCUAAAUGGUUCCAAGCCCGUGCUACAGGUCUACAAUCAUGUGUAAUGGUAAUACGCAUCCUGCGUGAUCUUUGUCAACGCAUUCAGUCAUGGCAGGCAUUGCCACAGUGGUCUCUUGAACUACUGGUGGAGAAAGUGAUCUCAUCGGCCGGCUUUCCAAUAUCUCCUGGUGAUUGCCUUCGCCGUAUAAUGGAGGCUUUGGCUUCUGGUUUUCUCAUCAAUGGCCCUGGUCUUUUGGAUCCAUGCGAAAAAGAAGCUCAAGAUGCUUUACAAGAUUUGACCAAGCAACAGCGUGAAGAUCUAACUGUUUCUGCACAAUUGUUUCUACGUUAUAUUGCCUUUAGGCAAAUUUACAAGGUUCUUGGCAUGGACCAACUGCCUGCUUUGAAGUUUCCGAUACGACCAUGGCGUCUAAACCGCAAACGCCGUCGCUCAUCAGGAAAAGGAGGUCCGGGCGGCGAAACUGAUGCAGCCGAUGGUGAAGAACUCUGCUCAGAUGAAAAAAUAUUGAAAAAAGAUGUGUCUGCUUAAGCUUCACGACCAAUAUAUCUCGCUUAGUACGGCGAUCAAUAUUUGUAGUUUUAGAUUUGCUAAACAUUAAUUCUCUCGGAUAAUAAAUAUUUAUCAAAUGAAUGUUUAAAUGUGUGGGCAUACUGCGUAACAGUCUCUUCAUCCACAAAAAAAAUUUAGUCACCAACGGGAAAUUGGAAAGUAUUUUGAAUUCAACAUGUAAACACAAUUGAAAUUCUGAUUAAAUAAUAAUAAUUAUGAAA